AUGCCUGAAGAGAAUGAGCAAGUUAAAACAGCUCCUGCUGCAGUACAAAAUUUACAUGUUUUUCCUAUGAAUAUACCAUUUCCUAAGCCCUUAGAUUUGAAAGAUGACCUCGCUACCAAUUGGAAACAUUUCAAAAGAGUGUGGGAAAACUAUGAGAUCGCUACGGGGUUAAGGGAGAGAGAUACCCAACUCAGAUGUGCAACAUUUCUCACUUGUCUAGGAUCUGAUGGUUUACACGUUGUAGAUGGACUAAAAGUUGAUACAGAUGACGAUAAGAAAGAUAUUGAUAAGGUUAUUACAGCACUUGACACUUACUGCGUAGGCCAAACAAACGUCAUAUAUGAGCGUUACACAUUUAACUGUAGAAAUCAGGAACAGUCUGAACAUAUAGAUGCUUAUGUUGCAGAAUUGCGUACACUAGCGAAAAUAUGCAAAUUUGGAGACAUGGAGGAUGAGAUGAUAAGGGAUCGGAAUGUUCACCAUGUCAAGGUCAAACAGAAAGUGAAACAAGACAAUCAUGGUAAAAAUGAGAAACGUAGAGACAACCGCACACAAACCAUACCAACUGUUCAGUCUUGUCGUUACUGUGGGAGAACACAUCCGCGCAGUCGAGAGAAAUGCCCAGCGUUUGGACAGACUUGCAACUUAUGUGGCGAGCAGAACCAUUUUGAGAGGAAAUGUCCUAAUAAAGAGCCUCCCAUAGCAAAACAUCAUGAAAAACGUCGUGGUACAUGGAACCGCAGAAAGUCCCAAGUUCAUGAGAUUGAGACUCGUGAAAGUGACUCAUCAGAUGAACUCGUUCUUAGUAUUGAACAAGUGCACUCGCUAUCAUCAAAACGUCAUACGGCUGUUAUGAAUAUCCAUGAUAAAUAUGUUGAGUUUCAGUUGGACAAUGGGUCUACAGCUAAUAUCUUGUCAGCUCAUGUGUAUGUACGUCUCACAGGUGACAAAGAACUCCAGAAUCUUAAGAAAAGUGAUGUUACCCUACAGAUGUACAACAAAUCGGAAACCAAGGCUUUGGGCACCAUUAGAAUGUCUGUUCGAAAUCCGUGUAAUGGAAAGAAGUAUAAUCUAGAAUUCGUUAUUGUGCCAGGCAAAGAGCUACAUUGUAUUUUGGGUAAGCGAGCUAUUGAAGGAAUAGAACUUAUUACUGUGCAUACUGACAAAUUCCUCACAAAGACACAAGUUCAGAAUGACGUCAUUUCACAGAUUGACAUUAAAGAAGAAAUAAAUGAGAAGUAUGCAAAUGUGUUCAAGGAUCUAGGUAAACUGGAUGGCAAGCUUCAUUUGGAGGUCAAGGACAGUGUGCGACCUGUACAGUUACCGCCUAGGAAAAUACCGUUAGCCUUGAAACCAAAAGUGAAAGAAGAGCUAAACCGACUGGAGAAGUUAGGUGUCAUUAAACCAGUUAACACACCAACCGACUGGGUAUCUGCCUUAGUGGUGGCACCUAAACGCAACGGUGACAUUCGCCUAUGUAUUGACCCGAAACCACUCAAUGAGGCAUUAAUGCGGAACCAUUACCCAACACCUACUAUAGAGGAUAUUCGACCAGAAUUGCAUUAA
Messenger RNA from Saccostrea echinata, 1566 nucleotides. RefSeq lists its product as uncharacterized. Lineage: Eukaryota; Metazoa; Mollusca; Bivalvia; Ostreida; Ostreidae. Bases 1 to 1566 code for a protein of 521 amino acids. The record is from RefSeq and is a predicted model, not a curated record. The transcript is spliced from 2 exons. Gene Ontology annotation, molecular function: nucleic acid binding; zinc ion binding.